Molecule: messenger RNA, 3083 nt
Organism: Ceutorhynchus assimilis (cabbage seed weevil)
Lineage: Eukaryota; Metazoa; Arthropoda; Insecta; Coleoptera; Curculionidae
Source: the annotation of a GenBank genome assembly
UUUUACUGAUACUAACCAUAUUUAUUUCGAAAGUAUUAUAGACUAGUCAAGAUUUUUGGGUAUUUUUAAAAUUAUUUGGUAGAUUUAUUUUACAAAAAUGAACAGAGUGGCUUCAAGUUCUGUUAAAUAUUUGAGCAGUUUCAAAAGUCUAAGAUGUUUAAGGCCAUUUAGCAGCGCUAGCAAGCCUGAUGGGCCCCUUUUUCCGCACAAAGAUGAUUUUCCCAGCAGGCAUAUUGGACCUAGAGAUAGUGACAUUAUUGUUAUGCUUGACACUAUUGGCUUUAAGAGUCUAGAUCAACUUACUGAACAAGCUGUGCCCAAAAACAUAUAUCUAGGAAAGCCUCUUGAUAUUGAAGAGCCUACUAGUGAAUACGAAUUAAUAAAUAGAAUAAGAUCAGUUGCGGAAAAAAACAAAAUAUGGAGAUCUUACAUUGGCAUGGGUUAUCACAACUGUUGCGUUCCUCACACCAUUAUGAGAAAUAUUUUCGAAAAUCCUGGAUGGACUACCCAGUAUACGCCUUACCAACCUGAAGUUGCCCAAGGACGGUUAGAGGGCCUCUUAAACUACCAAACAAUGGUCUCUGAGCUUACAGGCUUAGAAGUAGCAAAUGCUUCACUUUUAGACGAAGGCACUGCAGCAGCUGAAGCAUUAUCGCUAUGCUAUAGGCAGAAUAAAAGAGGAAAACUGUUGGUUUCGGACAAAUUACAUCCGCAAACGAUUUCUGUUGUACAAACCAGGUUAAGCUCUUUGGGGCUCCAAGUGGAGGUGGUGAACGUUUUUGAAUCAGACUUUUCAAAUCAUGAUGUUGCUGGUGUUUUGUUCCAAUAUCCAGACACUGAAGGCAAUGUUGAGGAUUUCAGUGCUGUAGCUGAAAGUGCACAUGCUAAUGGUACUCUAGUGUGUUGUGCCACAGAUCUUCUAAGUUUAACACUUCUUAGACCUCCAAGUGAAUUUGGGGCUGACAUAGCAAUAGGUACUUCACAAAGAUUAGGUGUACCUUUAGGUUAUGGUGGUCCGCAUGCAGGAUUUUUCGCUUGCAAUCAAUCUUUGGUACGUUUAAUGCCUGGAAGGAUGAUUGGUGUUACAAGAGAUGCUGCUGGACGUGAUGGAUAUCGUUUAGCUUUGCAGACCAGAGAACAACACAUAAGAAGAGACAAGGCCACAAGUAACAUUUGCACUGCCCAAGCGUUGCUUGCAAAUAUGUCAGCAAUGUUUGCUGUUUACCAUGGACCACAAGGAUUAAAGGAUAUUGCCACAAAAAUACAUCAUUCUGCUUUGGUUCUUCAUCGCGGGCUUGCAAAAUCUGGCAAUACCCUUACCAAUGAAAUAUUUUUUGACACUUUACGAAUCGAGCCAACAUCAGACAUUGAAGACAUCAAAACCAGAGCUGCAGAAAAACAAAUAAACUUCAGAUAUUAUGAAGACGGAACUGUAGGGGUGGCUCUGGAUGAAACAGUCACCCCCAAAGAUAUCGACGAUAUCUUCUUUAUCCUGGGAAGCUCUGAAAAAUUCACAAACUUACUUGAAGACCCUUUGGUCAGAGCCAAAGCAAUUUACAAAAGCGAUUUCAAAAGAACCUCGCCGUUUUUAACUCACCCAGUAUUCAAUUCUCACCAUUCCGAAACUAGAAUUGUACGCUAUAUGAAAGUAUUAGAAAACAAAGACAUUUCUUUGGUGCAUUCGAUGAUACCUUUAGGCUCCUGCACCAUGAAGCUAAACUCUACCACUGAAAUGAUGCCAUGUUCCUUCAAGCAUUUCACUGAUAUUCACCCUUUCGCUCCUUUAGAUCAAUCUUUAGGCUAUCAUCAACUAUUUGCUGAGCUAGAAAAAGAUUUAUGUGCCAUUACUGGUUACGACAAAAUCAGUUUUCAACCAAACAGUGGAGCUCAAGGAGAAUAUGCAGGCCUAAGAGCUAUCCAUUGUUAUCAUGAAGCUAGAGGCGAUAAGCAUAGAGACGUUUGCCUGAUACCUGUCAGUGCUCAUGGAACUAAUCCAGCAAGUGCUCAAAUGGCUGGAAUGCGAGUGGAACCGGUACGAGUUAAACAAAAUGGUACCAUUGACGUCGAGGAUUUGAAAAUGAAAGCCGAAAAAUUCAGGCAGCGAUUGUCUUGUUUAAUGAUUACUUACCCUUCGACUAAUGGGGUGUUUGAAGAUACUGUGGCAGAAGUUUGCGACAUAACUCAUAAAAAUGGCGGUCAAGUUUACUUGGAUGGUGCCAACAUGAAUGCUCAAGUUGGACUUUGCAGGCCUGGCGAUUACGGCAGCGACGUUUCACAUUUGAAUUUACACAAAACAUUUUGCAUACCCCAUGGAGGUGGUGGUCCAGGCAUGGGUCCGAUAGGAGUUAAAUCUCAUUUGGCUCCGUUUUUACCUGGACACCCUGUGGUGAAUCCUUUGGGUGCCAAUUCCACAUCUUACGGAGUAGUCAGUGCAGCACCGUUCGGUUCUAGUGCUAUCCUACCAAUAUCGUGGGCUUACAUUAAAAUGAUGGGCCCUAGAGGCUUGAGAAAAGCUACUCAAGUAGCUAUUUUGAAUGCCAAUUAUAUGGCUAAAGUUUUAGAGAAUCAUUUUCCUACGUUAUUCAAAAGUGCCAGCUCUAAUUUGGUAGCUCACGAAUUUAUUAUUGAUAUAAGAGAGUUUAAAAAGACUGCUAACAUAGAGGCUGCUGACAUAGCUAAACGUUUGAUGGACUAUAGUUUCCAUGCACCAACAAUGUCUUGGCCAGUUCCUGGCACUUUAAUGAUAGAACCAACUGAGUCUGAGGACAAGCAAGAGCUGGAUCGGUUUUGUGAAGCUCUAAUAUUCAUCCGACAAGAAAUUAAAGAUAUUGAAGAGGGUAGAAUGGAUAUCAGGGUGAAUCCUUUGAAGAUGGCGCCGCAUACGCAAGAACAAGUAAUUAGCAGUACGUGGGAGAGGCCAUAUACAAGAGAACAAGCAGCUUUUCCAGCGCCAUUUGUGAAACCUGAAUUGAAAGUUUGGCCGACAGUUGCUAGAAUUGAUGAUAUUUAUGGCGAUAAGCAUUUAGUGUGUACUUGUCCACCUAUUUUGGAUCAAUAUAAUUAUUAAAAUUCGGUUAUGUUUU